AUGAAAACAACAACCAACAUGAAGGAUGAUGUUGCUCUUCUCCGAGAAUCUUCUCAUCAUCACCAUCACCACCAACAUCAUCACCACCACCAUACAAAGCAGACAAAGAAUAGUAAUGGGAAAUGUUCAUGUCAUCAUGAUGAUUCAAAUACUGUUCCAUAUGAAUGGCCUUGGUAUCCUUAUUUGGAGAAUAUUCAGCCCUGUAAGCAACAUCACGAGGAAAAAUUCAAGACUCAACUUCAUCAUUUACUUCAUCAAGAUAAUCCCUAUCUUGUGAGUGGAUAUCGGAAAUUACCGAUACAAUCAUUCAAAAAAUGUAUCUAUUCCAUCUUUACGCUACACAAUGAAACACUGAAUAUAUGGACACAUUUACUUCCAGCUUUUUAUUUCUCAUAUUUAAUUGUUUAUUGUACUUGUCAAGCUUAUGAGAUGGGAAAAGAUAGAGCAGAUAUUUUCAUUUCUCUAUUUUACUAUACGAGUGCUGCAUUGAUUUAUUAUUUGAGUGCUUUCUAUCAUGUCUUUAGAAUGAAUAGUGAAAGUGCUUACCAUUUUUGUUUAAUUUGUGACUUGAGAGGAAUUAUUUCCAUGUUCUCUGGAUCCAAUAUUUGGUGUGCUUAUUUCAUGUUGAAAGGUUUUGAUCGAGUGGCAACUGUUCUGACCUCGAUUAGUUUUGCUGGAUAUUUCUAUUUGUGGUUUUGGAUUCCAAGCAUGGUGAAACGAAGAUUGUCGAAUCGAAGAACAUUAUAUUUUGCAAUUUUUAGUACUAUCGGGCUGAUGUGCAUGUUUGUGAGACUGUUUCUACAGUUUGAAUAUAUUUACCAACCGGUCCUAGAAGGAAAAUUAUCAUUUUUGGAUUUGUUGAUGAAUACAUUGUUUGGAAAGGAGAUUGACCUCAUUUCCAAUACUUCAAGUAUCGACCAUGAUACAAAUCAAAUGCUUUUACAAUUAUUGAAUUUUAACCAAUUAUUGUUUGGAAAAAUUAUUUUUCGUUCCUUCUCCUUGUUGGCAUUUGCAAUGGUGAUUCGAGUGUUGAAAUUUCCAGAAAAGUAUUUCCCAUACACUUUUGACAUUUUUGGAGCAAGUCAUCAACUCUUUCAUACCAUUGUGGCUCUCUCUCCCAUUUUAAAUCACAUCGAAUUAUGGGAAAGUUACAUUCAGAAUGAUCAAUUUUCAUUGCAUCAUGACUUGUUAGAACUAGUUCAACAACAACGGACCUCAACACCACACCUCUAA
This is a messenger RNA of Naegleria fowleri, 1233 nucleotides long. RefSeq lists its product as uncharacterized. NCBI's taxonomy places the organism in Eukaryota, Heterolobosea, Eutetramitea, Acrasida, Naegleriidae. The record is from RefSeq and is a predicted model, not a curated record. The transcript has 2 exons. Gene Ontology annotation, molecular function: signaling receptor activity. Gene Ontology annotation, cellular component: membrane. Bases 1 to 1233 code for a protein of 410 amino acids.